AUGAGAUUGUUUCACCUGAAUGCUCAGGAAAUUGGAGGGAAAUUUGAGAGUGUGCUAAAUGAAGUACAGAAUGAUGACUUUGCUGGUCUGCGUUUAGCCGUCAGAGAAUUGGUGAUACACCAUCAAACUAUAUUCAGGAAAGUACGAGAAUUGAACAAUGGCUCUAAUUUUCGAAUAUUCUAUGUCAAUUCUUACAUAUGCUUGCAAAUUGUGUUCGGCAUUUUCAUCUUCAUGAAAGGUGAAUUAAUAUUAAAAAUUAAGUAUGGUCUAAUGGUAAUCACAAUUGCACUGUGCGAAUUUAUAUUUAGCGAGAACGGCCAGAGGCUACAGGAUGAGGGAGAAGAGCUGAGAUUAGCACUAUACGAGUGCAACUGGAUGGGAAAACCAGCUUGGUUUACAAAAGUCAUUCAGAUUUUGAUGAUACGUAACAAUAAUUUGCCAAAAGUUGGUCUUCUAAACUUGUUUACCCUCAACAGAAAUAAUGUGACAGUGGUGAUCAGAGGUGCCUAUUCUUAUUUUAGUCUACUGAACAAUAUUUCUUCAUGAAAUAAUAUUCAUCUUGAAUGAGAUAUGUCGUAUUGAAACAUGCUGGAGUAUCUUAUUAUUUAUAAUGUCACUAACUUGUAUAAUGUGUCACGAUUAAAAU
Nilaparvata lugens (brown planthopper) is the source of this 646-nucleotide messenger RNA. RefSeq lists its product as uncharacterized. Gene Ontology annotation, cellular component: plasma membrane. The transcript is spliced from 5 exons. Gene Ontology annotation, biological process: detection of chemical stimulus involved in sensory perception of smell; sensory perception of smell. NCBI's taxonomy places the organism in Eukaryota, Metazoa, Arthropoda, Insecta, Hemiptera, Delphacidae. The coding region runs from base 1 to 546 and encodes 181 amino acids. The record is from RefSeq and is a predicted model, not a curated record. Gene Ontology annotation, molecular function: olfactory receptor activity; odorant binding.